UACUGGGAGAAUGAACCGCUUUUCUUCCUUUUUCUUCUUCAUUUCUCUCUCAAUUCAAAGCUUAAGACAAAAUCCCCAAUUCCCAACGCACGCUUCUCUCUCUCUACAAAUCCAAAUUCCUCUCCAAAUCAUUACCGAAAUUCAAAUUUCCAAAGCCUCUGCAACGGCGGCUCUUCAAAUUCCACAAUCCAGAUCGUCAAUUUGAUUGAUUCUCUGCACCAACCAUGGCGUCGCUUCUGAAAUUCAAGCUCCUCCCGACUCACUGCGGCGUCGCUCAGAGUCCCACGUUGAGCCCUAGAACGAGCCCUCUCGUCCACCUCCGUCGCCGGAAAACCACUCUGCGGAUGCUUCUCACUCGGAAUUCCGGCCGGAGAUCCCCUCGCCGCCGUGCCUUGCCCGACAAGAAGAGAGACCACACGGAUUUGGCGCGGAGCAACACGUUGAAGGACUUGUUCGUCUCGUCGCCGCCGUACGACGGAAACGACGGCGAGAUUAAGGAGGCGGCAGCGACGGCGACGGCGAGCCCGAACCUGAUUCCGGUUUGCAAGGAGAAGGAAGAUGGUGAGGUUGGAUCGACCGGUUGGAAACCGGGUUCUCCCAGACCGGCUUGGACCGGUUUCCGAUACAAGUACUUGCUCCGGAAAACGUGGCGGCCGGUGCUCGCCGGCAUCCCCGAGUAAUGGAUGAUUAUUUUUUUUAAUACCUUUUUAACCCUUUCUAUAAUUAAUUAAAAAAUAUCUAAUCUAAUAUUCUCUGUUUUUAGUAUAGUUUGUAAUUUUUACCUAAAAUAGGGGUGGGGGGAAGGAUUAAGAUCUUAAUCAAGGGGGUUCGCGUAAAUAAUUCGCUAUAUGAAAAAUAUUUUUGUAUCUGAAAUUCUAAAUAGAUUUCCAAUGGUGGGAAUUGCUUAUUCUG
Molecule: messenger RNA, 912 nt
Organism: Momordica charantia (bitter melon)
Lineage: Eukaryota; Viridiplantae; Streptophyta; Magnoliopsida; Cucurbitales; Cucurbitaceae
Source: RefSeq, a predicted model, not a curated record